UCCGGAAUAGGUUUUGGUCUCCUCUUUGCGACGUACAACCGCCGCGAGUUUCGACGAGCACGGAGCUCGGAGCUCAUUCAAACAAAGUUACAGCGCGUCUGUUGACCUGACGUUAAGCUCACAUGUUAGCCGCUGCGAUGGUUUCUCUGAAGCGGGAAAGAGAAGUCGACGUGGACGACGACGAUAACGAAGACAGAGUGGCAGCCAAAACAAGCCGUGGGCGUGUGGUAGAAGACCGGAGAAGCCGUCACUGUCCGUACCUCGACACUAUAAACAGGAGCGUGCUGGACUUUGACUUUGAGAAACUCUGCUCCAUCUCUCUCUCACACAUCAACGUCUACGCCUGCCUCAUAUGUGGGAAAUAUUUCCAAGGUAGAGGUCUCAAGUCCCAUGCUUACACUCACAGUGUGCAGUUUACCCAUCAUGUGUUCCUCAAUCUGCACACUCUGAAGUUUUACUGCCUGCCAGACAACUACGAGAUCAUUGACUCUUCACUAGAGGACAUCACGUAUGUGUUGAAGCCAACUUUCACCAAGCAGCACAUCGCAGGGCUGGACAAGCAGGGUAAACUGUACCGAGCCUAUGAUGGUACGACCUACUUGCCAGGCAUUGUCGGGCUCAACAACAUCAAAGCCAAUGAUUACGCCAAUGUGGUGUUACAGGCUUUUUCCAAUGUUCCACCUUUGCGGAACUACUUCCUGGAGGAGGAAAACUACAGGGGGAUCCGCAGGCCACCGGGAGAUAUCAUGUUCCUCUUGGUGCAGAGGUUUGGUGAGCUGAUGCGCAAACUUUGGAAUCCGAGAAACUUCAAGGCCCAUGUGUCUCCCCAUGAGAUGCUGCAGGCUGUGGUGCUGUGCAGCAAGAAGAACUUUCAAAUUACCAAACAAGGAGAUGCUGUGGACUUCAUGACGUGGUUCUUGAAUGCUCUGCAUGGUGCACUUGGAGGCACAAAGAAAAAACCAUCAAUCAUUACAAAAGCAUUUCAAGGCUCCAUGCGGAUCUUCUCCAAGAAACUUCCACACCCAGAUUUACUACCAGAGGAGAAAGAAGCAUUGCUUGUUACAGAGGAGUACCAGGAGCAGAUGUCUGAGUCCACCUUCCUGUUCCUGACCCUUGACCUCCCAACAGCUCCACUGUACAAGGAUGAGAAGGAGCAGCUCAUCAUCCCACAGGUCCCUCUGUUUAACAUCCUGGGCAAGUUCAAUGGCAGCACAGAGAAGGAAUACAAAACCUACAAAGAGAAUUUUCUCAAAAGGUUCCAGCUGACCAAACUGCCUCCUUACCUCGUCUUUUGCAUCAAAAGAUUCACCAAGAACAACUUUUUUGUGGAAAAGAACCCCACAAUUGUCAACUUCCCUAUCACGAACGUAGACCUUCGGGAGUACUUGACAGAAGAAGCUCAAGUUACAGAGAAGAACACAACUUAUGACCUCGUCGCUAACGUAGUGCAUGAUGGGAAACCCACCGAGGGAGCGUACAGGAUACAUGUUCUGCAUCAUGGAACUGGGAAGUGGUAUGAGAUGCAGGACCUGCAGGUGACCGACAUUCUCCCCCAGAUGAUCACACUCUCAGAGGCCUACAUCCAGAUCUGGAAGAGACAAGAGAGUGAUGAUGACACAAACAACCACACAGGGGCGUAAGUGAGGCAGGAUUUUCUUGAGCGCGAAUAGCCAGACGUGCAGUCACUAUUGUGGAAAUGAACUGGGUAUUUAAGUGAUCAAAAGUAACAACAGAAUAUAACACGAGUGUGUUAAGAGUGCAUUGGGACUUUUUCUUUACACCUACAAAAAAAUAAAUGUCUGUUUUUUUUUCACUGUUAUAUCUUUUUACUAUGUGGAAGUUUCUAAAUAAACAAACACACUUCA
Messenger RNA from Larimichthys crocea (large yellow croaker), 1865 nucleotides. RefSeq names its product ubiquitin specific peptidase 39 (gene usp39). Bases 123 to 1640 code for a protein of 505 amino acids. The transcript is spliced from 13 exons. NCBI's taxonomy places the organism in Eukaryota, Metazoa, Chordata, Actinopteri, Sciaenidae. Gene Ontology annotation, biological process: protein deubiquitination; mRNA processing; spliceosomal complex assembly. The record is from RefSeq and is a predicted model, not a curated record. Gene Ontology annotation, molecular function: cysteine-type deubiquitinase activity; zinc ion binding.